CAGCUGUGGGAGUCGCCUUUUUGAGAGCUGAGUUCGGGCGUGCGAGCAGGAUGGAGCAGGGUGGCGUGAGGAUGAUUGGGCUGGCGUGUGGGCGGCGACGUCCUUACACGGCGCCCAGGCUGGGUCAGACGCCCAGAGACCCGCCGGGCAUCGAGGGCGCCACCAUCCUGCAGAGGAAGAGAGGGGCGCCGCCGGAGAAGAUGAUGGUGGUGGCUCGGGACAGCGUGCGGCAGGUGAGGUGCCGCAGUGCCGCAGCCACGCCGCCAGCCAUCCUCCUGACGGCGGCACAGCUCCAGGCGAUCAAGGAAGCCGCUACUAUGGUGUCCGCAGAAUCGAGGGCGAGGCAGGUGCAGGCGACGAAGGAGGCGACGGCGGCGGCCCUGAAGGAGCAGGAGGAGCGGCGGCAGCGACACCUUCUGCUGGAGGAGAGGCACAGGAAGCGCCAGAGGGAGGAGGACGCGAGCGCUCUGGAGGCGUGGCCGCC
Penaeus monodon (black tiger shrimp) is the source of this 484-nucleotide messenger RNA. RefSeq lists its product as uncharacterized. NCBI's taxonomy places the organism in Eukaryota, Metazoa, Arthropoda, Malacostraca, Decapoda, Penaeidae. The record is from RefSeq and is a predicted model, not a curated record.